CCCCUCACCACCACCCCCACCCCCUCCCCCCUGGUAAAAUGGCGGCCAUGCAGAAGGCAGCUUCGCCGAUUCACCACCAACAACAACAACAGCAGCAGCAGCUCCACAACAACAACAACAAUGGCCAACAACAGCACCACCACCACCCUCCGCCUCCUCCUCCGCCGCCGCCUCCUCUAUCCCCUCCGCCGACAUCGUCACCAUCGUCGUCGUCUACGACGGCGGCGGCGGCGUCGGCUUCCCCUCACCACCACCUCCAUCACCACCUCCAUCACCACAGUCAGCAGCAGCCGCAACAGCAACAGCAGCAGCAGCAGCUGUUGCAACAGCAGCCGCAGCAGCAGCAGCAGCAGCUGUUGCAGGGCAGAGCGGCGCCGGUACGGAUCGGCUACUACGAGAUCGAGAGAACCAUCGGCAAGGGGAACUUCGCCGUAGUGAAGCUCGCCACCCACAUCAUCACCAGGGCCAAGGUGGCCAUUAAGAUCGUGGACAAGACGCAGCUGGACGAGGAGAACCUCAAGAAGAUCUUCCGCGAGGUCCAAAUCAUGAAGAUGCUCAAGCACCCUCACAUCGUGCGCCUCUACCAGGUGAUGGAGACGGAGAGGAUGAUCUACCUGGUGACGGAGUACGCCAGCGGCGGGGAGAUCUUCGACCACCUGGUGGCGCACGGCAGGAUGGCGGAGAAGGACGCGCGGCGCAAGUUCAAGCAGAUUGUGGCGGCGGUCAACUUCUGCCACUCGCGCCGCGUGGUGCACCGUGACCUCAAGGCCGAGAACCUGCUGCUGGACCACAACCUGAACAUCAAGAUCGCCGAUUUUGGCUUCAGCAACCGCUUCACGCCGGGCCAGCUGCUCAAGACGUGGUGCGGCAGCCCCCCGUACGCAGCGCCCGAACUCUUCGAGGGCAAGGAGUACGAGGGACCCAAGGUGGACAUCUGGUCCCUGGGCGUGGUGCUGUACGUGCUGGUGUGCGGAGCGCUGCCCUUUGACGGGAGCACGCUGCAGAACCUGCGCGCUCGUGUCCUCAGCGGGAAGUUCCGCAUACCCUUCUUCAUGUCCACAGAGUGCGAGCACCUGAUCCGCCACAUGUUGGUGCUGGAGCCCAGCAAGAGGCUGAGCAUGGAGCAGGCCUGCCGGCACAAGUGGAUGAAGUCCGGAGACCCCGACCCCGAGUUCGAUCGGCUCCUGGUGGAGUGCCAGCAGGCGCAGACGGAGCUGGACGCGGAGGAGGUGAACGAGCAGGUGCUCGCACAGAUGGCCUCCAUGCACAUCGACCGCGAUCGCACCGUGCAGUCGCUGCAGACGCAGUCGUACGACCACCACAGCGCCAUCUACUACCUGCUGUGCGACAAAAUGAAGCGCAGCGACAAGCUCAAGAGGGCCCAGCCCUGCCCGGGGCCCUACCAGCCUGCCGCACAGGUCACCGCUCCCAUCCCCGGAGGCGCUCGCCCCGCGGCCCCCCCCCCGGGGGGGCAGCAGCCACCCCCGCAGCCCCCCCAGCCGUGCGUGGAGAGGGGGGGCAGCCCCCUCAUGCUCACCGUGCCGCAGCUGCAGCUCAUCAACCCCGACAACCAGAUUGUGCAAGUGGGGGCCGUGCAGGCCACCAACGGGAUGGAGGGCGGCGUGAGCUUCGACAGCGACGAGGGCGACGAGCCGUCGCCAGAGGCGCUCGCCAGAUACCUGUCCAUGCGCAGACACACGGUGGGGGUGGCCGAGCCCAGGGCGGAGGGAGGAGGGGGGGACGAGCUGCAGAAGCUGCACGGGGGGCCCGGGGGGGUCGGGGUUGGCGGUGGCGGCGUGGGGGGGGGCCUGGGCACCGGGGGGCGCACGCUGCAGCCCCCGCAGCCCUUCCUGGGCGUGGGGGGCGGCGGGGAGGGGGCCGCGCUGCCCUUGCUGCCCUCGCUGUCGCCACACAACACCCCGCUCGAGUACAAGGAGCAGUCCCUGCUGCAGCCCCCCGUGCUGCAGGCUCUGGACGGCGCCAGCCUGGGCCGGCGGGCGUCCGACGGCGGCGCCAACAUCCACAUGCAGGCGCAGCAGCUGCUGAAGCUGCGCCUGGUGGCGCAGAGCCAGGCCAACCCGCGCGGGCCCUCUCCCUCCCCGCUGUGCGGCGUGUCGGUGAUCACGCCGGAGGAGGAUGAGGAGACGUCUGACGAGGAGCCUGACCAGGAGGCCGCACAGAGGUACCUGGCGGCACGAGGCAGCAACAAGCGGCACACGCUGGCGCUCGCCAACCCCGCGGCAGAGGUCUCCGCCGACCUGCAGCGGCAGCUGGCGCAGCAGCCCAUCAAGGGCGGGCGGCGCAGCUCUCAGCUGCUGUCCCCUGAGCAGCAGCUGCAGCAACAGCAGCACUCACGCUACAAGGAGACGAACACACUCUGCAUCCCGUCCGAGCGCUACUCCCCGGUGCGCCGCCUCUCCGACGGCGCCGCCAGCCUGCAGGCCUUCCGCUCGCAGAUGCAGCACUCGUGCGGAUCCACGCUCAACAGCAGCAUCAAGCAGCUGCAGCAGGAGUGCCACCAGCUUGCAGCAGAGGUACUGCACGCCCAUGGACGAGCGCAGCCUCGUGGAGGCUCAGCACCAGCACAAGCUGUUCCACCACCUCCAGGAGUAUUGUGGAUCCCCCCAGGCGAGUCCCCCGCCGGCCCCUCCCCCCCCGAUCACCGUGUCCCCCGCCGGGGGAGGGGCUCUGGGCCCCGAGGUUCCCGCGGUCCUCUCUCACCAGCUGCAGAGAUUGAAGCUGCACACGGCUCAGCCCUCGAGCCCCCCACCCUUCACGUCGGGCGGCACGGGGGGCAGCCCCCCGUCGGCGCACGCGCCGCUCAUGCAGCCGCAGACAUACCCUGGGCCUCUGCAGCAGGUGACAUCCGUCCCGGCCGCAACGGUGGCGUCACUACAGCUGCCACAGCAACAACAGCAACAGCAGCAGCAGCAGCACAAGCCGCUGUUGAAGCAGCUGAGUGCUGACAGUGCAGAGGCUCGCAGUCGCCCAAUCCAAAGGUUUUCUCCCUUGAGUUACGAUCAGACUCACCUCCACCCUCACCUCUACAGCUUCCCUCCCAGCCCUCCCACCACCUCGCGAGCCGUUCAACAACAACAGCAACAGCAGCAGCAACAACAGCAGCAGCAGCAGCAGGCUGUCCCCCCGG
Molecule: messenger RNA, 3148 nt
Organism: Lethenteron reissneri (Far Eastern brook lamprey)
Lineage: Eukaryota; Metazoa; Chordata; Hyperoartia; Petromyzontiformes; Petromyzontidae
Product: serine/threonine-protein kinase SIK3-like
Biological process (GO): microtubule cytoskeleton organization; intracellular signal transduction; protein phosphorylation
Cellular component (GO): cytoplasm
Molecular function (GO): ATP binding; tau-protein kinase activity
Source: RefSeq, a predicted model, not a curated record